AUGCAUCAGCAGAUCGUAUUAGAGACAAAAAAGCUGCGACAACUACAAAUGGCAUCGGUGACAGAAGCUAAAGUAGGGAAUCUGCUAGCCUUUUCUAUUAUCGCAAUUACUACAAAAGUUAUUGUUAUUGUUGGAGCUGUAUUUACCUUUCAAGCAUGUUGGAUGCAAUCUGAUGAUUACGACAUUGAAAAUUCAAGACAAAUGUUUUAUGAAUAUUGGGUGAGCGAAACGACGCGCAAGGAAAAAAUUAACGGAAUUACGGCAAUUGAUUUUACUUAUCACGAAGAACGCCAUAAUAAGAUUAUUGAGCCACUCGGAACGAUGGUGAAUAGCAAGAAGAAGACAUUAAGCAGCAAUUUAAUUAAAUUGCCCGCUUGGUUCGGUUACAUACACCUGCCUUUAAGUUUAAUUGUAGCCGCAGGUACCCUGCACGCCACGGUUUGGUGGAAUUUCAUCUUACAACCAGCACCAUCUAUGUUGCUCGAUUUCUGUGUCGAUGAUUUGAAAUUGUGCCAACGACAAUGUGACAUAUUUCUUGAUGAAGAAUAUCCUCUUAUUGUGAACAGUGAUUUGGAAUUAGUGGUAGGAGAAGUGAAAGAGAGUUUUAACACUUAUUUAUCAAUUUUGACUGAUAAACCUCAGAAACUAAAAUGGGCCAUGUUAUCCACUUGCUUUUCUUAUAUUCUGCUGUUAGCUAUUGCUUUCGCUUCAACCUUAAAUUCAUUUCUUAAACAAAUAAUUCGGAAGAAAAGUCACGGUAGGUUUUGUUAG
Messenger RNA from Brugia malayi, 771 nucleotides. RefSeq lists its product as uncharacterized. The record is from RefSeq and is a predicted model, not a curated record. The transcript is spliced from 4 exons. NCBI's taxonomy places the organism in Eukaryota, Metazoa, Nematoda, Chromadorea, Rhabditida, Onchocercidae. The coding region runs from base 1 to 771 and encodes 256 amino acids.